This is a messenger RNA of Monomorium pharaonis (pharaoh ant), 1847 nucleotides long. Its product is annotated as beta-1,3-glucan-binding protein. The coding region runs from base 384 to 1781 and encodes 465 amino acids. Gene Ontology annotation, biological process: carbohydrate metabolic process. The record is from RefSeq and is a predicted model, not a curated record. The transcript has 9 exons. Gene Ontology annotation, molecular function: carbohydrate binding; hydrolase activity, hydrolyzing O-glycosyl compounds. NCBI's taxonomy places the organism in Eukaryota, Metazoa, Arthropoda, Insecta, Hymenoptera, Formicidae.
UCAGAGCAUUAUGAGCAUCUUUUUUUUUUAUAUAAUGGAAGAAACGUCCAUUAGUAUUAUUAAUAGUUUUUCAGAGGAGCAUCGUCAUUCAUAGAUUAAAUGGCAUAUUAGGCAAUAAAUACGUUGAUAUACUGACCAGCAACCAUUCCGGUUUUUCCGUCAAGUUAUUCAAGUAGAAGGGAGAAUAAAAGGCUCUGCAAAAAGCCUCAGUAAGUCAGUGUGUGUUUGCGCAUCACCACGCAUCACGCACCAUCUAGCUUAGUAAAUCGACAGAUCCUGACUUGAUUUUUACUUGUCCCACCACCAAACAAACUGGUUGUCCUUCAGAAAUCGUGAAAGAGCGAGAAAAAUAAAAGAACGAAAAAAGAAAUUCGGCAGAAACGAUGAAACAUUUUCUAUUUGCAAAAUUGUUUCUCUUGACAAUAUUUCUCGUAAACAUUUAUGAGAAUUAUGCUUAUUCUCCUCCAGCAGCUACAGUGCAACCUCUUCAUCCCACGGGAUUACGCAUAUCUGUACCUGAUGAACAUGGAAUUACAUUGGUAGCCUUUCAUGUAAAAUUCAAUGAAGAUUUUGAUGGCCUAGAAGCGGGACAUAUCGCAAAAGACAUUCUCAAAGUUCGCAAUGGACAAUGGACUUACCAAGACCGCCACACUCAAUUAAAGAGAGAUGAUAUUAUUUAUUACUGGAUUCAUGUUGUUUAUCAAGGUCUGGGUUAUAAUUUAGUUGAUCAAUCGUAUCGAGUUAUUGAUUUUUACAAUUACGACGGUACCCUGUACAUCGGUGACACGGCUCAAAGUUCACAAAACUGCACAACAACAUCGACCACAUGGAUCUUUGAAAACGACGGACGACGACAAGCCUGUCCACAUCAACUCAUUUUUGAAGAGAAUUUCGAUAAUUUCAAUAGCGCAAAAUGGAAUGAAAUAAAACGUUUUGCCGGUUUGCCAGAUUCUGAAUUUGUCGUCUAUAUGACUAACGAUGUAAUGGAUACAAGUGAUGGAAAGCUACGCAUUAAACCAAUUUUACUUGAAACUAAAUAUGGCAGAGAUUUUGUAUCGCGUGGAAGAUUAAUUCUUGAAGAUUGCACAGGCGAAAUUAAUACAGAGGAAUGCUCUCGUCAGGCUGCUGGUUCAUUUAUCUUGCCCCCUCUGAUCUCCGGACGUAUUAAUACAAAAGGAAAAUUUGAGUUUCUCUUUGGACGUGUCGAAAUAAGAGCCAAAUUGCCACAUGGCGAUUGGAUAUAUCCUUUGAUAACAUUGGAAAGCGUCGAGAAUACUUGGCAAUUGGGACUACAUCGCGAGAUUAGGAUUGCAUCCUCGGUUGGCAACGAAGAGCUGAGGACUCCCGAGGGUGAGAUUGUCAGUGGUCGUAUAUUGACCGCGGGCGGACUGAUCUCGUCCUUAAAUGAAAGUAAUGCGCAUAGUGUUAAUCGCAUGAACCUGCUCAAGAGACAGUCGAGCAAACCCUGGUCAGACGAUUUUCAUAUCUUCGAGAUCGAAUGGAAGAGUGGCCUCAUUGUAGUAAAGGUCGAUGGAGUGCAGUACGGCGAGCAAACUGUAGACGGAUCGUUUGGCAAGCCGUCAUACUUGACUUUGGGCGUAGCUGUCGGAGGCAUUCACGAAUUUCAGGAUCUCGUUACAAGCAGCGGAUAUGUCAAACCUUGGCGAAAUGUCGAAGCAAAGGCGUUAUACAAAUUCUAUCGCGCGAAAGAUCAAUGGUAUCCCACAUGGGAUACCAAAACAGUGCUUCAAGUGGAUUAUGUGAAAGUGUGGGCGUUGUAAAUACUUUCGUUUUCACGAAAUACGACUACGUAUAAUCUCAAAUACUAAUCCGUCUUUAUAAAAUAA